AAGAGGCAUUGAUGUCCACGUACUUCGAGUCAGUGCAGGACCUGUUGGCAUCUUUUGGGCCUGUCCGUGACUGCUCCAAAGACAACGGUGGCUGCAAAAAAAAUUUUAAGUGUGUAUCUGAUCGACAGAUGGACUCCUCGGGAUGCAUGUGUCCUGAGGGGCUGAGGCCAAUGAAGGAUGGCUCAGGUUGCUAUGACUACUCCAGCGGCAUUGAUUGCACGGAUGGCUUCAAUGGAGGCUGCGAACAGCUGUGCCUCCAGCAGCUCGUACCCCUCGAAGAUGACCCAACUUCCAACAAUGUCCUUAUGUUUUGCGGGUGCGUGCAGGAGUACAAGCUGGCAGGAGACGGGCGCUCCUGCCUCCUGCAGUCAGAGAACUGUGAGGGACCAAAAUGCCCGAGGCAGGGUGUCCACUUCAAUGACACUCUGUUUGGUGAGAUGCUGCAUGGAUACAACAACAAAACGCAGCAAGUCAACUUGGGACAGAUAUUCCAAAUGACCUUCCGGGACAACAACUACAUAAAGGACUUUCCACAGUUAGCCGAUGGACUCAUGGUCAUCCCCUUGCCAGUUGAGGAACAGUGUCGGGGAAUCUUGUCAGAGCCAUUGCCCAACCUGCAGCUUCUAUCAGGGGAUGCCCAGUUCAGUGAAGCGGUAGGCUAUCCAAUGGUUCAACAGUGGAGGGUGCGCAGCAAUCUGUACAAAGUCAAACUCAGCUCCAUAACCUUAUCCACAGAAUUUUCUAAGGUGCUCAAGACGCUGUCAGGUGAGAGCACACGUGAGGAGCUCCUGGCUUUUCUCCAGCAGUACGGCAGCCAUUACGUGUCCGAGGCCCUGUAUGGCUCUGAACUCAGCUGCAGCAUCUACUUCCCAAGCAAGAAGGCCCAGCAGCAGCUCUGGCUGCAGUACCAGAAAGAGGCAACAGACCAGGGAGUCGGAGGGGCAGGGCGACGGGAGCUUAAGUCCGUUCCCUUCAUCAACUACCUGUUGGCCCUGCAGAAGAGCCAGCUGCUGUCUGACGACCUGGUGAAUGGCGUAGAGAUCCGUUGCGAAGAAAAGGGCAGCUGUCCCUCUGGCUGCCACCUGUGCCAUCACCAGGGCAUGAUGGGAGGAGGGUUGGGGAGAAGCCGCAAUGGUAAUGGUAGGAGUGGUGAGCAGCCUUCUCCCAUCCCUGUCCUCCUCGAAGUCAGCAGGGUUGUGCCGCUUUACAGCCUGAUCCAAGACAACGUCACCAAAGAGGCCUUCAAGAGUGCCACAAUGAGCUCGUACUGGUGUGCUGGAAAGGGCGAUGUCAUUGAUAACUGGUGUCGCUGUGACCUCAGUGCCUUCAGCAAAGACGGCUUGCCUAACUGCAGUCCCCUCAGGCAGCCAAUUUUGCGUCUAGCCCCCUACAUGGAACCCUCAAGUACAACAGUGGCCCUGGAGUGGAUGGAUGUCGAGCCUCUGAUUGGCUGCAAGGUUUCUGACUACAUCAUUCAACAUAAACGCGUCGAGGAUCCCUCAGAAGCGGAAAUCUACACAGGUGAAGUUCUGAGCUUGAUGGAUGACCUAUUCUCUGGUUUGAGCUCAUCCUGUGUUGUUGCUGGGAAAAGGACCGGAGACCAUCCCCAGUCUGUGGUGUAUUCGGUUGUCUUCAAGUGCCUAGAACCUGACAGCCUCUACAAGUUCACCCUCGUUGCAGUGGAUAAUCGGGGCAGUCACACUGAGUCAAGCUUCGUCUCCGUGCGCACAUCUUGUCCAGUGGUUGAUGACAGUCGAGCUGAAGAAAUAGCUGACAGGGUGUACAACUUGUACAAUGGCUACACCAGCGGAAAGGAACAGCAGAUGGCCUACAAUAUGCUGAUGGAGAUCCCUGCGCCGCUACUUUAUAGAGUCCAGCACCACUACAAUUCCCACUAUGAGAAGUUUGGGGACUUUGUCUGGCGUAGUGAGGAUGAGCUGGGCCCCAGAAAAGCUAACCUGAUACUUCGUAGAGUGGAGACUAUCAGCCUUUUCUGCCGAUCCCUCCUUCGCAGCACCCACAUCCAGAGCCGCACAGAUACGAUGGCAUAUAUCUACUGCCGGAGCGAAGAUGGUGGAUCUCCCAGCAACAUAUGGCAUGGUUCCUUACAUGACAGACGUGCAAUGUGCAUGGAAAAGCUCAUUUCUUUACAGCGUAACACUUACAGUAACACUAAACUCCGGUGAGAAAUAAAUGGAGAAAUGAGCACAUAUCUUCUUUUUCUGCAAAAUGACACCAUUGAUUGGUAAACCUCAUCGGUACGCUCUGCAGCAAGUGUAUCUCACGUGACUGGCGUAUUUUAAAAAUACCAGGAGAGCCUUCAAGAAAACCUCAGAAUUCACUGGACAUCUUGUUAAAGCUACCAAACAAAAACUUAUUUUUGUGUGGCAUACUUUUAUUAGAAGACAGAAGAUAUUGCAGUCACUGGAGUGGACAUGUUUUUCAGCUACAGAAUACCAGUGAUUGUGCACAUCAGUGAGAAACUGCAGUAUAAACAUGUAAAACUGACAGCCAACGGCAUAAAAAAGAAAAACAUACAAAAACAGUGGUUGGCUUAAAUAUCAUGAAUGUAAGAAUAUUGUUCAUUUUUGGUGCUUACCUUGGACACUGAAAAACAAAAGAAAGAAAAAAACAAUUAUGUAAUUUAUUGGCCUUUGCUACAUUCAUUGAAAAGAAAAGGCUGAAUUGUGUGAUAGCCAUUUAAAAACGAUAUUUAUUUAUUUUUAUUUCACAUUAUUUAAGAAAUAUAUUUAUUUGCAUAAGGAAUUUAAAAUAAUUAGGUGAGUACACAGGUAAUGAUAUUACACUUUGAUAGCUUUUAUUUAGGGUUGCAGUUGAAAAUUCUGACGCCUGGAAGCAUUAUGCAAAGAUGGUUUAUUGGUUGAAUAUAAUCAAGGCAUUCUUCUUAAGCUUUAAUUUCUUAGACAAAAUGCAGGAAUGAUUUUGUCUUGUUCCCUUUUCAUCUUUAAAGUUUUUAAAAGUAAACCUAAUUUUGUAUAUAGCAACUGUAUUAAAGGAUGUUUUAUAAGGCUGUCCUAAUCAAGAUUUUUUUGUCACGGAUAAUGUCAUGAAAAGUAGGUAUUUGCUUAUACAUAGUCUCAAUCAGAUACAGGCCUUUUUAAUACACAUUAAUACAACUAUUAAAAUGCUGUUUAUGUAAUUGAAGCCUCAGAAGUUUGAAGUGCUUGAAAUGACCAACUAUCCUCCUCUUGGUAGCCUAUGCUUCUGCAAUGCUGUACCUAUACGAGUGUGUACACAAAAAAAUCCAAUGCUCGAAAUCCCUACAUCAUGCCUCAUUAUUUCAUAUUUAUUGCAUUAUAACCUAAAGUAAAGGGGUGCUCUCUUUAUCAAUUUCCCAUCUGUUUCACACCUUGUUGAUUGCUUGCACAUAUGCUUUGAGGUAUGACAUCCACAACCCUGCUGGGCAUGAAGCACACCCCAUUUUUGAUCUACGAGGAAUCAACGAGUGUCAUUCAAAGUAGUGACAUCGAGCAAAACUUGGAACUUCAGAUGUCUGUAGCGAAGCUAAUAGCAGCCACAGUAGAUAACUACCCUGAAGGUAAUGGAUACUUCUUUAAAUAAACAUCCUGGGUAGUACUGUAUCAGCUAUCUCGGAUCUAUAGAAGGGAGAUCAUAUCAUGGCUUGACCAGCUACAAUGCGUCACAAGUGGAUGAAACAAUAUUAUCCACUUUAGCAAUAGGUUGGUAAUCCUGAAUAGUAAAUUCAAACACCUGUUCUGCAACUUUUCUGACUUUUUGCUGUCCCUUUGAAAUGUAACUCUUCUCUUUGGAGUUUCCUCUAAAGUUUGUUGCUUCACCUUACUAAGGUUUAGUUAGCUGGAUGAACUUUGGGUAUGUAGCGUCUUCCCCAAAGCAUCAAAAAAGAAAGUGGACAUUGAACUGUUUUAUUUUUCUGUUUUAAAAUAUUUCCAAAACACAGACAUCUCAGUAAUGGCUCUGUCAGUUUUACCCUUCACCAAUUUAUACCUCUGUUUCAGCCUCCACGUUGACAGUUAAUUUCGUCCUACUACCAUUUUGUACCUGUAAAAAAAAAAUUUACCUAAACUGUGAGGGUAUUAAAUAGCUAAGGGGAUGAAAUUACCUGCACCCGUAAAAAGCACUAAUUUGCGUAUUCCAUCUCAACUUUUUACAGCAGCUAAAAUUUGUAUAGUUUUUAUAAGCUAUUGCUUUAUUUUGUGACUGAAGUAAAAUCUUGUGAUCAGGGCAACAAGAUGUAAUGUAUGGGCAAUCAUCUAGAACAGGCUUAUAUUGAAGGCAACUGGACUUUCACUUACUUUUUGUGAAUAUUUUUUGACACCUUCCAGAAUUUUUUGUCAACCCUAGUUGCUCGCAAUUAAGCUACCUGGAGGUUUGGAGUAGUCUUGUGUAGUUAUUGAAUGAUUCAUUUAAAAAGAACAAAUCAUCUGAGUGAACAAACUGAACCGAAUCACUUCAUUAAAU
Molecule: messenger RNA, 4461 nt
Organism: Fundulus heteroclitus (mummichog)
Lineage: Eukaryota; Metazoa; Chordata; Actinopteri; Cyprinodontiformes; Fundulidae
Gene: astn2
Product: astrotactin-2
Exons: 13
Coding region: 12-2186 (724 amino acids)
Biological process (GO): neuron cell-cell adhesion; neuron migration
Molecular function (GO): protein binding
Source: RefSeq, a predicted model, not a curated record